AUGAUAUCUUGCUUCAAAACUAAUCCAAACCGUACCGCGAACACCCCUAAUUAUGAGGCAUGUUAUGCACCUGUAAUAUAUCUAGUGAAUGAGGAUACUCUGUGGGAGAAAAUAGAGUAUGUUAAUUUACAACCACCACCAAUCAAAAGACAACCAGGAAGGCUAAAGAAGAAGAUGACUAGGGAUGCAUUAGAGAAUAUAAGAGAUGAUACACAAUUAAAGCGAGCUAACUUUGGAAUCAAGUGUAGCAGGUGCCACAUGAUGGGGCAAAACAAAGCUACUUGCAAUCUACAUGCACCAACUCAGACAACUCAGCUUGAACCAAGUCAACCUGGACCAAGUCAGCCAGAACCAAGUCAUCUUGUACCAAGUCAGACAAUCUAG
This is a messenger RNA of Lathyrus sativus (Indian pea), 384 nucleotides long. The record is from the annotation of a GenBank genome assembly. NCBI's taxonomy places the organism in Eukaryota, Viridiplantae, Streptophyta, Magnoliopsida, Fabales, Fabaceae.